UCGAACGACUUUAUUCAACUCCAAAAUCCCUAUGCAUGAUGACGAUGCAUGGACAUCGUAUGUUAACGAUCGCGAUAUUAAAGCGGGAUCGAUCUUGAGAGGCGUAAUGGCGGCAACUUCACUCUUUCCUACACUUUUGUUACGUUCAUUUGGAUUACCGACUCUCACUGUCUAAGUAACGAAAUCUUUGGGCUUGAUUUUGAUCUAGACCAUUCAGUCAUCAUGCCUCUCCCAGCACCGGAUGAUUACUCGGCUGUUAAGGCUUUCUUCACAGCCAAAGAAUGGGCAGAGACCAGUGACUAUGAGAAGCUUCGUCUCAAGAACAUCAAAGAGAACUACGAGAUGAUGAUUGAAGUUGGGUUACAGGUUGGUCCUCCAGAGUUCAUGCGACCUCGGCGAGGAAGAAAGAAACAAAUCGUUGAGGAGAGUGACAGCGAGGACAAGGAAUGGAAACCUAAGAGAGCUAAAAAGAAAUCAAGAGGUAAGAGCCAGGGUUAA
Messenger RNA from Lytechinus variegatus (green sea urchin), 498 nucleotides. RefSeq names its product probable histone-lysine N-methyltransferase PRDM7. The record is from RefSeq and is a predicted model, not a curated record. Gene Ontology annotation, biological process: regulation of DNA-templated transcription. The transcript has 3 exons. NCBI's taxonomy places the organism in Eukaryota, Metazoa, Echinodermata, Echinoidea, Temnopleuroida, Toxopneustidae. The coding region runs from base 223 to 498 and encodes 91 amino acids.